AAGGUUAAGGGAAAAUAAAAUAAUUUUAAGCGUUGCUGCCAAUUUAAUGCGUUCGCAAAGUGUAUGGUCUUUGGAACAUUCCAGUACCUUUUGGGAAGUAGACUGCCAGAGUAAUGGGGACAAGUUUUUCAAAAAUAAUUUCCGAAUGGAAAGAUCCUGCUUUGAAAAAUUGUGCAGCAAACUUGAAAAAAUAGCCAAAAGAAAAACGAACUAUCGAAACCCGAUUUCACUAAAAAAGCGCGUGGCAAUUGCUCUGUAUGCACUAGGAUCUUCUAGUGAAUACAGAUCAAUUGGACAUUUGUUUGGAGUAGGCAAAGCAACUGUUUGCAAAAUACUCAUCGAGUUUUGCAAUGAAGUUGGGACAUCUUUGGCUCCAAUAUAUUUGAAAAAUUUUCCACUGACAAGGGCGCAAAUUGAGAAUGGAGUCGCAGAUUUUAAUGCAAUGGGCUAUCCACAAUGUAUUGGAGCAAUAGGUAGGUUUAUAAGUAAUGCGAUAAAAAUAACGUUUAAUCAAAAGCAUCUUUAUUAUACAGAUGGAUGUCAUAUUGAAAUUCAUCCAAGAAAGGAAGAAGCCAUUGAUUACUACAACUACAAAGGGUGGUAUUCCGUAGUACUAUUGGCUUUGGUAGACGCAAAAUAUAGAUUUGUUUAUAUACAUUGCGGCAGUCCUGGAAGAUGCAACGACUCCGGAAUUUUUGAAAAAUCAUCGCUAAAGCGCGAGUUGCAAAGUUGUGCACGUCUUGAUGAAUUGAGCUUGCUGUAUGGAUCCACAAAAAUACCAGUCCAUAUUAUAGGGGACUCUGCUUUUCGUCUCUCUCAGCAUUUAAUGAAGCCAUAUCCUACAAAGAGUCCAAUUGGUUUAAAUCUGAAAAACAACUUUUCACCAGAACAAUAAAAUUUGUAAUACAUAAUUUUAUAAAAUAACAUUUUAUUCAUUUUUGAU
Messenger RNA from Anastrepha ludens (Mexican fruit fly), 943 nucleotides. RefSeq lists its product as uncharacterized. Lineage: Eukaryota; Metazoa; Arthropoda; Insecta; Diptera; Tephritidae. The transcript is spliced from 2 exons. The record is from RefSeq and is a predicted model, not a curated record. Bases 47 to 895 code for a protein of 282 amino acids.